CAGGGAUUCUGGAAUUUGCUCGGAAAGAGUUGUUCCUUAAAUAUUGCAACAAAUCACUGUCUUUAAUUUCUUCUCUCAAACCUUGUGAAUGUUCAAGAUUUUUACAGUUAACAUGUCAACAAACUUCAAGCCGCCAUCAAUCUCUAUAUAAUAUAACAUACAAGUCUAACAAAUACAAUUACUGCAUGCACAAUAUGGAGCAUAAGAACUGCAGUCUUUCCUUGGUGUUUUUAGCUGCCAUGCUUGGUGUUUAUUGCAGGAUUGACUUUGUGAAAGCAUCUAUAGUAACAACAGAAAAAAGUUUUACUCCAGAAUUAGCAUAUUCAAAACAUGGAUUCAGAAAAGGGAUGAUGAGUAGAGUCAUCCAAGAUACAUCUAGCCGCAGGAGAAGAUCUAUCCAGGAGCUAGGUGAUACUGGACAGGGAGAUGUAUGUGCAGACAUUAUAGGGCCACAAUGGAAUAUGUCCAAGAAACUAAAAAGUCCAUGUCCAACAUUAGUAGUAUGGGUGCCAAAGAAAGAUGGCUUCACUGAGUUUGUAAAAGUGAAUGAGAAAUCAAAAGUUGAAGAGCACAUUGAAGGCAAGACUUGUGAAGCUGUCGCAGGUGAUAUAACCAUUCGAGACCUUUUACAUGGCGACUCUGGAUCACAAUAG
Molecule: messenger RNA, 653 nt
Organism: Lactuca virosa
Lineage: Eukaryota; Viridiplantae; Streptophyta; Magnoliopsida; Asterales; Asteraceae
Source: the annotation of a GenBank genome assembly